Molecule: messenger RNA, 1997 nt
Organism: Colletotrichum navitas
Lineage: Eukaryota; Fungi; Ascomycota; Sordariomycetes; Glomerellales; Glomerellaceae
Product: G-patch domain-containing protein
Exons: 5
Coding region: 349-1890 (513 amino acids)
Biological process (GO): mRNA cis splicing, via spliceosome
Cellular component (GO): precatalytic spliceosome
Molecular function (GO): nucleic acid binding
Source: RefSeq, a predicted model, not a curated record
CACGCAGGGGUGGGCUUCCAGUGGACCAAGUGCCCCCAAAUGCCCCCCUGAUCGAGGGUCACCAAAGGCGCUGAAACCCAGGCACGCUGGCAAGAACGGCGGUACAAGCAAAGUGGUGGACUGUAGCAAAUCCCGUCUCCAAGUGGAGCAACGAGUGGGCCACAGCUCUGCAGCUUCAACUUCGAUAGCACCCAGGCUGAGAGGACAUUGCAGGUUUCUUUGCGAAAUCUAAAGGAUUCGCCCCCCGUUCUCGUCCGCCGCGAGCCACGCCCCAGGAACCGAACGAUCAGAGCUCCGUAUACGGUAUUAAGCUCAAAAUCUUACUCCGUCGCCUCGAACCCGAGUUCAAUGGCAGCGCCGCCCCCUCCACCUCCGCCGGCGCGAGGCGGCCUGUCCCUUUACGCGAACCUCCUCGACCCGGCCGCCGACUCCUCUACGGCCACCAUUUCGAGCGCGCCAGUCCGCUACAACCAGGAUGGUACCGUCGCCGACGCGAAAGAUGAGGCGGCAGCGAAGAUGCUUAUAGACCCCUCCCUUCGCUUCCAGCCCAUUCGCAGGCCGCAGGCCAAAACGGCAAAACCAAAGCCGUCCUUCCCCAAAACAAUACCCGGCGCGAACGCCUCAGCAACAGUAGCGACGGCGACAACACCGUCGCCCGCCUCCGCGCCCUCGAUAGCGGCCCCGCAACAGCCCCCGCCGCCAAAGAGCACCCUCGCCGACUGGGCUGUCACCGAAGAGGACGAGUGGCGGUACACCGCGAACGCGGGCGGCGAUAAGUCCCACCAGCGCGGCGGCCGUCGGAAGAAGAAGAAGAAGGGACACAACGACCAGCCGGCCGAGACGAACUGGGACGACAUCUACGACCCGACCAAACCUACAAACGUCGAUGAGUAUCUCCGUAGCAAUGAGCGCAUCCGCGAGGUGCAGGAGUGGAAGAGGCUGCUCUACCGUCACCGGAAACGUAGGAGCUCAAGCGAGGACAGCGAAGACGAGCCCGCCCGGAGGCCGGCAAUGAACCAGUUCGCGCCGCCUCCCGAAUACUCCUUCGUCCCUCCGCCCCCGGCCUCCCCACCGCCGGCUUCCGCGGCAUCGGUUACGGACGACACAACCGGAGACGACGCUUACGCCCGCCGUCUAGGCGUCUCUGGAGCAGCGCCGCCACCUCCCACCGACGCUAGCCUUCCUCCUCCUCCGCCGCCCCCGCCGGGCGCGGCAACCAUAUCCCGCGCCCCCGUUCGCUACAUCCCCUCUACAGAACCGAAAACGGCAGCAGAAGAAGGCUCCGACCGAGACUCCCCUCCUCCGGCCCUGGGCCUCGGCGCCACCCCCGUCGCCGCUGAUGACGAGCUACCGGCCCCGCGCUCCUCCCGCCCGGGUCAAGCGGGCUUCGCCCAGCGCCUCAUGAGCAAGUACGGCUGGACAAAGGGCUCGGGUCUCGGUGUCGACGAGUCCGGCAUCGUUAACCCGCUGCGGGUGCAGGUCGAGAAGCGUAAGAAGAGAUCCGACGCCGAGGGCGGCGGCUGGGCCGAGCCCGCAAAUCGCGCCAAGGUCCUUGGCGGGAAGCGCAAGAACGAAGGCGAGGGCGGCAAGUUCGGCGGGUCCAUGAGCGAGGUCAUUGUAUUGCAGCAGAUGCUGGACAACAUGGAGGACUUACAGGGUGAGAUUGCGAACGGCCUGGGACAGGAGAUUGGGGAAGAGUGUGGCGAAAAGUAUGGUCGAGUAGAGCGCUUGUACAUCGACGUUGAGAACCGCCAGGUCUUCAUCAGGUUUACGGACCAGGUUUCCGCGCUUCGUGCUGUCAACGAACUGGAUGGACGAGUCUUCAACGGCAACAUCGUGGUGCCCAAGUUCUAUGACACAGAAAAGUUCGAGAGGGGGGUCUACAGAUAGUGUAGUUACAGCGUCAAAUUCGAUUCUUCAACUGAACCGCACACUGCCUGAUUUGUGACGUCAACGGUAUUCCCAACGUGGCUAGAGUGCAAUCACGAUUUGGUAUU